ACUGAGCAGGAGAUCUGUGCCUCUGAAAAGGGUCUCCACAGAGAAGAAUUGCUACUCCGUUACUUUCAGCAGAGUCUCUUGCAAUUGCAGGGAACAUCAGGGCUGUGCUGUUCAGAACAUAAAGGUCAGAAGAAAUUGGGACAUAGUCCCAUUGAAAUAGGUCAGGUAUGGAAUGUGGGUUGAAGUGGGUCUGUCCCAGUAAGGCCCUGUAAAACAAACUGAAUUGAGAGUUCUCUGGAACAGAAGAAAGAUCUGCUAGGAACUUGGCCAUGGAGGAAACCUAUCUACUGAACAUGAAAGGUGUCAAGAAAAAGAUUUUGCACGGAGGCUAUGGAGAGUUGCCAGACUUCAAAGACGGGAGCAAGGUCACAUUCCACUUCCAGACGCUGAAAGACAACUUUGAACGAACAGUGAUAGAUGACAGCCGAGAGGCUGGUAUCCCCAUGGAGAUUAUUGUGGGGAAGAUGUUCAAAAUCGAGGUGUGGGAGACCCUCCUGACAUCCAUGCGGAUCGGCGAAGUGGCAGAGUUCUGGUGUGACGCUGUUCACACAGGGAUGUACGCCUUGGUCUCCAAGGCCAUGAGAAAAAUUGCUGAAGACAAAGAUCCUCUGGAGGGCCAGAAGCACUGCUGUGGGAUGGGCAACAUGUUUGAUUAUCACAGCACAGGCUACACAGACCUGGAUGAGCUGCAGCGGACACCGCAGCCCCUUAUCUUCAUCAUGGAGCUGUUCAAAGUGGAGGACCCCUCCUCAUACAAACGAGAUACAUGGGCCAUGAACAACGAAGAGCAGCUAUCGGCCGUGCCAAAGCUACAUACUGAAGGCAACUGCCUGGUCCUGUCCAGGAAAUUCAAGGAAGCAGCAGAGAAAUAUCAGGAAGCUGUCAUUUGCUUGUGCAAUGUCCAGGCCAAGGAGAAGCCGUGGGACGAGGACUGGCUGAAGCUGGAGAAUCUCAUUACGCCGCUUGUGCUGAACUAUUGCCAGUGCCAGCUGGAGCUGGGGGAGUAUUAUGAGGUGCUGGAGCACACCACCGACCUACUCCAGAAGAACAACGAAAACGUCAAAGCCUAUUUCAAGCGGGCCAAAGCCCACGCCGCUAUCUGGAAUGACCAGGAGGCCCGAACAGACUUCUUGAGGGCGGCCCAGCUGGAUCCAUCGCUGGCUGCCACCGUGAGGAAAGAGUUAAAGCUCUUGGGAGAGAGGAUAAGGCGGAAACAUGUGGAAGACCGCAAGAGGUACCAAGAUCUCUUCCAGCAGCCUCCUCCUAAAGGGGAAACUGAAGGGAAAUCAGCGGAGGAGACAGAAGAGCUGUCAGACCCUGGCCUUGGGCCACAGAUGGAGGAAAAGAAUCGAGAAACCCAGAAGCCUGAGAGAAGAGGAGCAGAGGAAGGGACAGGGACUGGACACACAGAGCAAGGCAACUUAGCAGAGGAAAAGGACGGGCUCCUUAUGAAGAUGGAUGGAGAGGAUGCUGCUCCUCAGAAAGUGAGGGAAGAGGAAACGGGAAAAGACGAGCGGGAAGGCCAAGGGGAAGGAAAGAUGCACAGUCAUUCUGGAGAUGAUGUGACAGGCUGUGAAACCUCUGGGAGCAAGCACCAGUUAGGGUUUGGGCAACAGAAGCUUCAAAAAGAGAGGGGCAGUGUAGAAGAGAUGAAUGCUGGGCCCUGGGAAGGUUUUGCGACCCUGAAGGAAGAGGCGGUGGAAAGGAGAGACAUCUCUCGGAGCUCCGGGAAGGGAGGAGGGGGAGUUGCAGGAAACUGUGUAGGGGAAGGGUCUGUUGAAGGAGACUGUGAGGCUGAGGGGAGCCUCAGAGCAGAGAACCCCACUAGAGAGAGGGAAGAAUAUGAAGCAAGUUGUGGGGGAAAAGAAACCAAGACUGGGGAACAGUUGAGGGUACCAGGCGAUAUGGACUUUGGAGCAGAAAAUUCCAAGAAAGGAGCAAGAGUGGCGAGUCCUGAGGGACGCAGGGAGGGAGAUUGCUUCCAAGUGUGGCAGGAAGGCUCAAAGAGAGAAGCAAAGGGGACAACAGAGCUUAAUUUCAGGGGAAAGGCCAGCUCCUACUGGGAGAGUAGUGGAGGGCCAAGAAACGAGAAUUCUGUUGGGGAGGAAGAGGUGCCUGGAGAGGAAACAGAAUUGGGAAAGGAAAGAGGAGAAGCUGAUGAUCAUUCUAUGCCAGGGGUGGCAACAGGUUGCUAUGAACCAGGCCCAGGACACUUUGAGGGAGAGACAGACCCAGAAGACGGAGAGACGGCAACUGGGGAUCGCAGGAUAGGAAGAAGCGAUGAUAGUGCUGAGGAAGUGAUCAGCCUUGGAGCAAAGCAUGUCAGAGAAGAGAAGGAUGGCUACAGAGAGGCAGCUGGCUGUAGGAAGGAAGGAAGGAAUGAAAGCUGGCUACAGAUCUAGGCUACUGGAGGAGGCACAAAGGGAUCAGGCAGGAAGACUUUGAGGCAGAAAUAAGCAGAGAAUUUGAAGAUGGGAACAAGAGGGGAGAACUCUGAGAUGAAACAAGCAGAUGUGCAAGACAGGUGGGAAGAGCCAGAAG
This is a messenger RNA of Rhineura floridana, 2541 nucleotides long. Its product is annotated as aryl-hydrocarbon-interacting protein-like 1. The record is from RefSeq and is a predicted model, not a curated record. Lineage: Eukaryota; Metazoa; Chordata; Lepidosauria; Squamata; Rhineuridae. The transcript has 6 exons. The coding region runs from base 270 to 2402 and encodes 710 amino acids. Gene Ontology annotation, molecular function: protein binding; peptidyl-prolyl cis-trans isomerase activity.